Molecule: messenger RNA, 2784 nt
Organism: Vespa velutina
Lineage: Eukaryota; Metazoa; Arthropoda; Insecta; Hymenoptera; Vespidae
Product: acyl-CoA Delta-9 desaturase-like
Exons: 7
Coding region: 454-1587 (377 amino acids)
Biological process (GO): unsaturated fatty acid biosynthetic process
Cellular component (GO): endoplasmic reticulum membrane
Molecular function (GO): iron ion binding; stearoyl-CoA 9-desaturase activity
Source: RefSeq, a predicted model, not a curated record
UAGGAAAAGAGAAAGAGAUAGAAAGUGAAACGGAUAGGUAACAAAUCUAAGUAAUUCUGACAAAAAAAAGAUAUUACUUUAUUAUUUGAAAUAACAAUUGAAAUUCGUUGAAGUGUCAGGAUUUAAAACAUUUUCAAGAAGAUUUUUUUGGAGUUAUUUGAACGAUAUAGAAAAGAAAGAAGAAACGAACGACGAUUUCAUUCAUGAUUCUUCGCAAAACGAUCGGGAGUGUUCUCUCACAUCGACGAAAAACAUUUCGUCGACAUUUUGGAAAAAUAUCACGAUUGUUCCACCUUCAAACAACAUCAUUGUGCGUGUGCUCGUGUUGAUCUUCGAUAACUUGGUAUUUCAUAUCAUCUUUUCUUCGAGCUGCUCACUUCUGAAUCAAAGGGAGAGGCUCUUUUGAUAUCAUAAGUACAGCCGAAUUUAGCGAAGUCAGGAUCGUCCGUCAUUAUGGCACCAAACUUGUUCGGAACUUCAGCAUCUUUAUUCUUGGAAGCGUCCCAGCAGAAUCUUAUUCAGGAAAAGUCAACAACAGAAAAAACAAGCACGCCGAAAUUGGAAACACAGAAAUCGCUAAGAUCGAAGUCAAAGUAUAAAUGGAAAAUUGUAUGGAGAAACGUGAUAGCUUUUCUUUAUCUUCACAUCAGUGCUCUUUACGGAUUAUAUAUGUGCUUUACCGUUGCAAAAUUGAUCACGGUCAUAUACACGUUUUUGAUAGGUUUCGUAGCGGGCUUCGGUGUAACAGCCGGUGCUCAUAGAUUAUGGGCUCAUAAAUCCUAUAAAGCGAAAUGGCCUAUGAGAGUAAUUCUAAUGAUUUGUCAAACGAUAGCCUUCCAAAAUCACAUUUACGAAUGGGUGAGAGAUCAUAGAGUUCAUCAUAAAUUCACUGACACUGAUGCCGAUCCGCAUAAUUCUCAGAGAGGCUUUUUCUUUUCGCACAUUGGCUGGCUGAUGCUAAAAAAGCAUCCUGACGUUAUUAAAAAAGGUGCUACGAUCGAUAUGAGCGACAUUGAGAAAGAUCCAGUAGUUGUUUGGCAACGAAGACUUUAUAUCAUUCUUAUGCCACUCUUCUGUUUCAUCAUUCCCACGUGGAUACCAUGGCAUUUCUGGGGAGAGAAAUUGAUGUAUGCUUGGUACCUCACUCUUUUCAGAUAUACCUUAUCCUUGAAUCUUACGUGGCUUGUAAAUUCUGCUGCUCAUAUAUGGGGUACGAAACCAUAUGACAGUUCUAUUUCACCAACCGAUAGUUAUUCAGUCGGUAUAGCUGCAUUCGGUGAAGGUUGGCAUAAUUAUCAUCAUGUCUUUCCGUGGGAUUACAAAGCCGCAGAGUUGGGCAACUAUAAAAUGAACUUUACGACGGCCAUCAUCGACGGUUUCGCGAAACUUGGUUGGGCCUAUGAUCUCAAGACUGUCCCUAUUGAAAUGAUACAGAAACGAGCAACUCGAACGGGAGAUGGCUCAAAAUACGAAAUUACCGAAGGUCAGCACGAACAUACGCACAGUAACACUGUUUGGGGUUGGGAUGAUCGUGAUAUGAUUUCUGAGGACAUUCAAUGCGCAAGGAUAUUACAAAAAUCUGAUUAAAAUCAGUCAUUAUUGUUUGGAAAUGUCGCCGAAGAAUAAUUACCAAAAAAAAAAAAAAAGAAAACGGCAUGAAAAUAGAAAAAAAAAAGAAAAAAAAACUUGUAAAAGAGUGGUCGAUUCAAACAUUUAUUAUUGUUAUAUUGUUUACGUACUAGUAUAAUUACUUUUUUGUUUCGUUUUUGAUCACUUAUUUUCGCGUACCAUAUAUAUUACAUAUAUAUAUUAUCAUAGCUUUAGUGUAGAAUUUUUUAAUAUAUCGAAGAAAGGGUAAAAGAUAAUGUAAUAGUGAGUUAAAAUCAUCAAUUAAAAAUCUGGAAUAGCAAUGGUGAUAGUAGAACUAUUUUUAAUUUACGUACAUUUACUUUCUAAUUUGCACAAAUCGCAUAUUACUAGAUUGUAAUUCUCCCAUGAUUCCGUAGAUAAUAUUUUUGAUAGGAAUUUAGUUGGAUGACUUUUUUACCUGGAAGAAUUAACCAAAUGUUUAUUCGAGUAGGAAAAAGAAAAACAAUUUUCUUUAAAUCGAUCUAACUUUCCGAAAGAAAAUUGCUUUGUUCUUCGAAGUUUUAUUGUAAAUAUUUAUAAAAUAUGUUAUUUCAAUUUCCAUAUUGUCUUCCGAACACAUUAUCUUUGGAGAAUUUGAAUUGAAUUUAAUUCUCUUUUUGGAUACAAAAAUUUAUUCGAAUAACACAAAAAAUACUCCUCGUAUUAUACAGGACUACUGUACAUACGUCGGACUCAUUGAUGAUCGUUCUUCUCGAAGGAAAUUUUAGCAAUUCAUUGAUAAUCUGAUAUCAAUCUUUUGCCUUAAAGCAUAUAUUUAUAUGUAUACAAAUACUGUUGAUUAACUUAAAUUUUGGUAUUUAAUUAAAAAUAAUAUGCAUGGGAUUGUUACAUAUUCAUGGAAUAUAAAAUUUUUACCAGAUAGCAAUCUGCUUUGUAAGUAUAGUAACAGGGUACCGUUAUGCGACAUGAAUACAUUAUUUAUAAUAUGCUACUUGUUGCGCUAUAGAAUUAUACUAAAGUUAUUGAAGUUUAUAGAAAAAACAGCGUAAUUAUGAUAAGUCGAAGCAGCUGUUAUAAACAGGAUGUGUUUAUUUUAUUUCUUUUAUAUAUUUACUAAAAUGGAGCGUGUUAUAUGUAACAAAUGUCUUCUAAUAAUGAUUGAUAUAUACUUUCAAAUAAAUUAUUUUAUUCGCA